Molecule: messenger RNA, 3252 nt
Organism: Antechinus flavipes (yellow-footed antechinus)
Lineage: Eukaryota; Metazoa; Chordata; Mammalia; Dasyuromorphia; Dasyuridae
Gene: DDX59
Product: DEAD-box helicase 59
Exons: 8
Coding region: 919-2772 (617 amino acids)
Molecular function (GO): RNA helicase activity; ATP binding; nucleic acid binding
Source: RefSeq, a predicted model, not a curated record
AUUCUUUUACUUUUAAAUCUGCGGCCAAAUAGAGGAUUUUUAACAACUCUCUUAUUGCCAUUAACCUCAUGACCACCAGGAAAUGAGGAGACUCAAAACUCGAUCAUCCAGGCUACAGACUACUAUGCUCUGGGAUUGAGCUUUCUUUUAUGUGUCUAUUAGGAUGCACGUUAUUUGAAAGAAGGGUCUUUUCGUUUGUAUCUGCGUUUCCAGCACUUAGCACGAGCCAAGCAAACCGGAAGGCUUUAAUAAAUGCUUGGUGAUUUGACUCCCAAUUGCCGCACUCCGCAGGCUUCCGCAGCAUCGAGCUUGGCCGGCGCGGAGAGCUCCACUCACUAACCUGGGUGCUAAGGCCUUAGGGGGGCUCUUGCAGAUCCUCCCAGCUCUGGCGGCGCCCAACUCUGGGAAAGCUCCGCCCCGAGCCCGGCCCCGGAAAUGCUAGCUGGCUCCGGGUCUCCCCGCCUACGGUUUGGGACUCUUCCUUUUUUUCCAGGCCAAACUCCGCCUUCGCCUCCCCUAACUCCCCUCCCCCACCGAGGAUCCUCUCCCGCAGCUCCCCGACUUUCCCUGCUCUCCCGAAGGGAAACCCGGGGAAAGCGGCACGCGAGCCGACCGGGUGCGCGUGCGCACGAGCAGCUCCAGGGCCAGGCGCGGCUCGCCACGACGUAGGCCGAGACACAGGUCCGGAGCCCGGGUUCCCCCCCACGGAGCGGACGCGCCUGAGGACUGCGGAGGGUGAGAUGGCCCCGAGCGUCGACCCGCUCCAAGGGAAGGAGGAGGAACGACUUCUCUUCCUUCCUGUUCUUUCCUCCCUCCCAGUAGAGGAAGAUAGACGGAGGAAAAGGAGGAGAGAGGAAGUCCCUUCCCAACUCUUGCGGCACCUCCCGUGGACACUCUCACUUCCCCGCCCCCUCCCCGAUGUUUAUUCCAAGAUCUCUGAAAGUCAAAAGGAAUGCUUUUGACGAUGAAAAGAGUUGUGUGGCUAAGAAACUUAAACCACAAGAAGAAAAACUGUCAUCAGAAGAAGAGAGAGAGAUCCCAAAUGUUGCCUUAAUGGGGGAAGAAACCUCAGUACCAUCAGAGGGACACAGCCCUGACUUAGACUUCCUGCCAGAUUCAGACAACCCUUCUGCUGCUGUUGGCUUAGGUGAGCAGAGUGCUACAGACAGCUGUGUUCCAGAGGAGCCAAUAAAAUCUUUUUCUAAAACUCAGCGCUGGGCAGAACCCGGGGAGCCUGUCUGUGUUGUGUGCGGUCGUUAUGGAGAAUAUAUUUGUGAUAAGACGGAUGCAGAUGUUUGUAGCUUGGAAUGUAAAGCAAAACAUCUUUUACAAAUUACUGAAAAGGAAGAAAAAGUAAAGCUUCUGAAAGCCAGCUCUGAGCCCGAACCUCCCCCACUUGAUGCUCUUUUUGCCUACAAAGAACACUCUUUUAUUUUAAACCUUCAGGAUGACCAGGUUGAAAAUCUUAAGCUACAGCUAGGAAUUUCAGUCCAGGGCCAAAAAGUGCCAAGGCCUAUCAUAGACUUUGAACAUUGUGGUUUUCCUGAAGUUUUGAAUUAUAACUUGAAGAAGUCAGGCUAUGAAGUUCCAACUCCCAUUCAGAUGCAGAUGAUUCCUAUUGGACUUUUGGGAAGAGAUAUAGUGUGCAGUGCUGACACUGGCUCAGGGAAAACUGCAGCUUUCCUACUUCCUGUUAUCAUCAGAGCUUUGGAAAAAAACAUAACUCCGUCAGCACUUAUUCUCACUCCAACCAGGGAAUUAGCCAUUCAGAUAGAGAGACAAGCUAAGGAGCUAAUGUGUGGCCUGCCAAAUAUGAGAACAGUUCUACUUGUUGGAGGUUUGCCUUUACCUCCCCAGCUCUAUCGUCUGAAACAGAAUGUUAAGGUUAUAAUAGCAACUCCUGGGAGACUUCUGGAAAUAAUGAAACAAAGCUCUGUGGAACUCUGUGGUAUAAAAAUAGUCAUCAUAGAUGAAGCUGAUACCAUGUUAAAAAUGGGUUUUCAACAGCAAGUUCUUGACAUUUUGGAAAACACUCCUCAUGAUCGUCAGACUGUUUUGGUUUCUGCCACAAUUCCAGCAAGCAUAGAACGUCUAGCAAACCAACUUCUUCAUGAUCCUGUGAGAAUUAUCAUUGGAGAAAAAAAUCUGCCAUGUUCCAAUGUCCGUCAGAUUAUUUUGUGGGUAGAAGAACCUUCCAAAAAAAAAAAGCUAUUUGAAAUCUUAAAUGAUGAAAAACUCUUUAAACCUCCAGUGCUAGUGUUCGUGGAUUGCAAAUUAGGAGCCGACCUUUUGAGUGAUGCAGUUCAUAAAAUCACUGGGUUACAAAGCAUAUCUAUGCAUUCAGAUAAAUCACAAGUAGAAAGAACAAGGAUAUUACAGGGAUUAUUUCAAGGAGAGUAUGAAGUCGUAGUAAGCACUGGAGUCCUGGGACGAGGAUUAGACUUGAUCAAUGUCAAAUUGGUUGUCAAUUUUGAUAUGCCUUCCAGUAUGGAUGAAUAUGUACAUCAGGUUGGAAGAGCAGGAAGAUUAGGUCACAAUGGAACUGCAAUUACUUUCAUCAAUAACAACACAAAGAAGCUUUUUUUGGAUAUUGUGAAGAGAGUCAAACCAACAGGAUCCAUUCUUCCUCCUCAGUUACUAAACUCUCCUUAUCUCCAUGAACAGAAAAGAAAAGAACACCAAAGAGUUAACCAGGCGCAGAACACCCUAGUUACUGGUGAUAAUCUUAUGGACAUUAUUAAAAAACAUGAUAAAAGUCAUUCUCAAAAGUAACUAAUUGUGCCACUUUGGAUAAUCUUGUCAUCGUGCAAUAUCAAUGAAAAAUCUGCAUAUUACUAUCGUAUGGUAUCUAAAUAAGUAGAGCAUAUUUUUAAGGUAAGAACAUAGGGAUGAUUGUAUUGUUAAAAAUGUCAAACUUAGACAGCAGAAGUUGUACACAGCUGCUUUUCCUUUCUAUUCUCUCCAUAAUGAGUGAGAUUGAAAACAAAGGAUCUGUUUUUAUCCUCUGUGCAGAAUUAUUUUGAGAAGAUUAAACAUCUUUUUGCUUUAAAAAAGAUGUUAGUUGUUUUCUUUCUCCUUCAGUCCAAUAAACAUAUUUUGUUUACUAUUUCUAGGAAGACAUGUUGAGGUAUUAUUUUAUAUUAAUGCCACAUAUUGCUUUGCCAGCUGACAACUUUACAUAUGCGUGUAAAAAGAUAUUUUCAUGCUUCUGUACUUUGUUUUUUAAAAUAUAAUUUCUUUUUAAUUUUUAAA